AUAAAUUCCUGUUAAUAUGGAUGGUCAGCCUUAUGCGUUCUCCAGACGUUAUCUUGAAGAGCUGGUCCGUGUAUUGAGUAGAAGGUAGAGGGAAAGAGAUAUACUAGUAGUGCAAUUAAAAAAUAACCGGGUAAUCGCUUCAAAUUAUGGAAUCAUCAGGUGAAGCAGGUAAAAGAUUAGCAAGAAAAAGAUUAUCUUCUGGAGGAAAAGGGAAACUAGCUUCGCCGUUAAAGAAAAGAAGGAAUACAAGAACAGGCAACAGUACGUCUGAUCCUCUUAAUUUAUCCGCUAAAGUAGCCCCGCCUACAAGGGACCCCGCCCAGUUGGAACACACUUUAGGAGAUCAACCCAACCCACUCCCAGAGCUGUUGCAUCACGACCCCCUCAACCUCGAGGGGAAAAUUGAUAAUUUCGAUUUGAUUGUUUCCGAGUUUAACAAGAAGCCACACCCAGCCGAGAAGCCGAGCUGCUCAAAAUCGGUUAAAAAAAGAAAAAGGCAACGAAAUAGAUCACAAUCGAGCAAUGACCAGUCUCUCCCGACUGCCCCUCCUGUCUCUUAUAAUGCUCAGCGUGCAAUAUAUCGCUAUGGCAACUAUACCCAGUACUAUGGCUACCGUAACAAAGGGGCAGAGCCUGCUAAUGAUGGACGAGUGAAGUUAUUGCAGGAAGAAUGGUUUCGAGAUAAAACAGUCCUUGACAUUGGGUGUAAUACCGGCUUGUUAACAAUAGCUGUUGCUUCUCUCUUCUCCCCUUAUAAAAUAACUGGGAUUGAUAUCGAUAAAAAACUUAUUAGAAUGGCUUGGAAGAAUUUGUACAGAGGGAAGGUGUCCAUUGUAACACCAGCUGGUCAGCCGUUUCCAAAGUCUUUGACGAUGAGGUACCUUCCACCUGCAAAAGAUCUUGUGACAUCGUCAAGUGAAGUUAUGAGAAACAUUGAAUUUGUUGAGGGUAAUUACGUACCAAGCAGCGAUGAAGAAAUAUCUUCAUUAUCGCCAGUGUAUGAUGUCAUAAUGUGCAUGAGUGUCACUAAAUGGAUUCAUCUCAAUUGGGGUGAUGAUGGAAUAAAGAGAUUGUUUAAAAAGAUAUAUCAAGAGCUGAAACCAAACGGAAUCUUAAUACUGGAACCGCAACCUUGGUCCUCUUAUGCCAAGAGAAAGAAGCUAACAGAGGGUAUUUUUAAUAAUUACAAGACAAUAGAGUUAUUUCCAAGUCAGUUCACUUCUUAUCUAAUGUCGCCAGAGGUAGGAUUCACUUCACAUACUUAUCUUGGAAAAUCCGACAAUAACAGCUCAGGUUUUCAACGAUGCAUACAUGUUUAUAAGAAGUCGUCAUGUGAUCUUUUGCCUCAAGCCACACCCACUGAUGCCAACGAUUGCAAGGCCACACUCACUAAAGAGACCACACCCAUUAAAGGGACCACACCCACCAACAUCGUAUGAUAAUAAUUAUUAUUAUGGUAGCAAUUCAAUCAACACAUUCAAAAAUAAAUAAGUUAAAGUCCUUUAUUAAAAUACACUUUU
This is a messenger RNA of Amphimedon queenslandica, 1520 nucleotides long. Its product is annotated as 7SK snRNA methylphosphate capping enzyme-like. Gene Ontology annotation, molecular function: RNA methyltransferase activity; snRNA binding; O-methyltransferase activity. Gene Ontology annotation, biological process: snRNA modification. NCBI's taxonomy places the organism in Eukaryota, Metazoa, Porifera, Demospongiae, Haplosclerida, Niphatidae. The coding region runs from base 147 to 1439 and encodes 430 amino acids. The record is from RefSeq and is a predicted model, not a curated record. The transcript has 4 exons.